Molecule: messenger RNA, 597 nt
Organism: Coprinopsis cinerea okayama7#130
Lineage: Eukaryota; Fungi; Basidiomycota; Agaricomycetes; Agaricales; Psathyrellaceae
Exons: 2
Coding region: 1-597 (198 amino acids)
Source: RefSeq, a predicted model, not a curated record
AUGUUUGAGGUCAAUGGAGAGUACAUGGUUACACCCGUCGAAGGCGAAGCGAAAUCGAUCAUUUCGAGACCCCCGUCGCCCCAGCUGCAUACCAUCGAAGAAGAGGACGAGGUUGAACCAACAGCUCCACUACCUCAGCCACCCGUUUUGCUCAAGGCCACCGAGUCGAAUAGCUCGAGGUCGAUGAGCCACGGUUUCUCUACGCUCCCAGAGAGUGAAGAAUCCGAUUCUGAUGACGAGGAACAAGCCAUGGCUGUCCUCCGGAAACGUCUCAGGCGUGCGGCCAAACCCCGUGCACCUCGCGACUACUACUAUUCCGACUCCGAAGACAUGGACAAGGAUACGCCAUCCUUCUGGGACACUCCAAAAACCAAACGAAAACGCACACUGUCGGCAGCUGUUCGAGAUACCGUUCUAAAGCGACUCCACAAAGAGGUGCUUGGCCCCGACUACAGUUCCGGUGACGAGUCACCCGAGAAUACGGACGACGAGGAAUAUGCUGAAUGGCUUAAACGCCCACCUUUUGGAACUCGCAGGCUUCUAGAUCAAACCUUCUAUUCCCUCCCCUUCCGAUGCACGAAUCAAAUCAUACCCUAA